Messenger RNA from Pungitius pungitius (ninespine stickleback), 1974 nucleotides. Its product is annotated as alanine aminotransferase 1-like. Bases 1 to 1506 code for a protein of 501 amino acids. Gene Ontology annotation, molecular function: L-alanine:2-oxoglutarate transaminase activity; pyridoxal phosphate binding. NCBI's taxonomy places the organism in Eukaryota, Metazoa, Chordata, Actinopteri, Perciformes, Gasterosteidae. The transcript is spliced from 12 exons. The record is from RefSeq and is a predicted model, not a curated record. Gene Ontology annotation, biological process: biosynthetic process.
AUGAGUUCCCUGCAGCAGGUGAAUCCCACAGUGAGGGGGAUCAGAGCGUCAGCGCACACUCGACUGCACGGUCUGGCUACACACAUCGCACAAGACAUCACACAGGGGGCGCUGAAACCCUUUAAAGAGGUGAUUGACGUCAGCGCAGGUGACCCCCACACGGCGGGAUUCAAACCCGUUACAUUUGUUCGCCAGGUUUUGGCCGCGUGUCUCCUCCCUCGGCUGCUGGAAGAAGAAACUCUUCCUCUGGAUGUCAGGCGGAGGGCUCAGAGGCUCCUGGAGGCCUGCGAGGGAGGAAGUGUGGGUUCCUACACAGCCUCCUCUGGCAUGUGUCACGUCAGGCAAAGCAUCGCCGAGUCCAUCGUGCGUCGAGACGCUGGAGUGCCUUCCCACGCCAAAGACAUCUUCAUUUCUUCCAGUUUGCAAAGGGCCCUGAUGCCUUAUGUAACUGCAAUGAGUUCAAAUGAUGGGAUGAAUAAACGGUUGGUUUCAUUGACGUGUUGCGUGAAGGUGUUUAUUAAGGUGCUUGCCGGUGGGCAAGAGGAGACCCGGGUGGGCGUGCUGACCCCGGUGCCCUGCCCACACACCCUGCCGGCUCUCCUGGAUGAGGCCCGGCUGGCGCUGGCGCCGUACCGGCUGGCCGAGGGCCGCCGCUGGGCUGUAGAUGUGGACGAGCUGCAUCGAGCUUUAAAGAGCGCCACGGGGCGCUGCAAACCCAGAGCCAUUUACAUCAGCAACCCAGGAAACCCCACAGGUCAUGUGCAGGACUGGAAAUCAAUAGAGGAAGUGAUACGCUUUGCGGCUGCGGAGCGACUUCUUCUCUUGGUUGAUGAGGUGUACCAGGACAGCGUGUAUGGACCGGGCCGGGGAUUUAUUUCCUACAAGAGAGUUCUGUUUGAGAUGGACGGGGGGUACUCUGACACGGUGGAGCUGGUCUCCUUCCACUCUUUAGCCUGUGCCCACAUGGGAGAGGGCGGCCUGAUGGCAGGAUACAUUGAGCUGGUCAACAUUGACCCGGAGGUGAUGCAUUUCGUUGAUACUAUGCUGUGUACUGAUAUCAGCACUCCGGUCACAGGACAGCUUGCUCUGGAUCUCAUGGUCGACCCGCCGCGACCCGGCGACCUCUCCUUUGACACGUACUCUCAGGAGAUUCUCCUGACUCGGGCUGUUUUGUCCCAGAAUGCUCAGCGAGCUCAGGAGUUCCUGAAUGAUCUACCAGGGAUGAGCUGUCAGCCAGCGAUGGGGGGAAUCUACCUUUAUCCCCGCCUGCACUUGUCACCCCAGAUUAUAGAGAAGGCCAAGGUAUUAAAGGUGGAGCCAGAGGAUCUGUAUUGUCAGAUGUUGCUGGAGGAAAAGGGUGUGUUGUUAGGGGCCGGCUGUCAGUCCGGAGAGACAGCGUCCAGCUACCAUCUGAGGUUGUGUAUUCUUGUUCUUCCUGACACGCUGGAGGAGGUGCUGGCUCGCCUCGCCUGCUUCCACUGUCACGGCCACGCUUCCUCCCCGUGAGCGGCACGUGACGGACGGAGACAUGGGGAGACGUUUCGUGACCCAUCAGUGGUGCCCCUGGUGUCAAAGGACGGAUCCCCGGCUCUUUGUUGCUUUCCUUCACAUUUACUGUUCUGUGCCCGAUUUAUACCUUUGAAACAUGAAAUCAUUUCUUAUGCAAACUGUCAAAUGGAUCUUAAAAUGCUUCAUUCUUAACCAAAAGGUUUCAAUGCAUAAACAGCUAAAUUAAAAGAAUGUGUAGAAAAUUGUCCAAGAGUUAAAAAAACUAAUUUGAUAUAGUUAAAAUAGUUUUUUGUUAAAACAGAAAUGGGUAGGUUUGUAUUAUUCUGGAAAAUAUUAGAUGAACGUAACUUCAUAAAUUUGCUUAACAGAAUACAUGUUUUUUUGUGCUACUUGUACUUUAGUAAAUCCAUUUUAUGCUACUUAAUAAUUCUACUUGACAAUCUCAUUAAAUGCCAGUUCGCAGUU